This is a messenger RNA of Dentiscutata erythropus, 567 nucleotides long. The record is from the annotation of a GenBank genome assembly. NCBI's taxonomy places the organism in Eukaryota, Fungi, Glomeromycota, Glomeromycetes, Diversisporales, Gigasporaceae.
GAGAAAGUCGAAGAUAAUAACAUUGAAUAUGAACAUUGUGGGGCAUUAAGAUGGGAGGAGGAAAAACCAGGACUUUGUUGCAUGAAUGGUGAAGUUAUAUUAGCACAACUUCAAGUACCACCACCAGAAAUUUAUUAUUUGCUUACAGAAAAAGAUCCAAUAUCUAAAGGUGCUCAUUAUCAUCAAAUUAGCUUAGCUUUGCCAGAACAAGGAGAAAUACCAAAAUUUUCCCAAAUAUAUUUUCAUGAUUCUAACAAUAUUGAAGCACAAAUUGAUAGAAGACAUGAUGUAAUAAAGCAAGAAUUAAACAGGGAUAUUAUAGAAAAUAUCCAAAAUGUAUUAAUAGAUUUAAAUCCUUUUGUAGACACUUAUAUAUUUGCAGGAAAUAAGAAUCUACAAGACUCUAUAUAUUAUAUUUUAAUACAUAAUAAGUAUGGCAAAGAUAUAAAACAAUAUAAUAUACCAUUGGCUAAGAAAAUAGCAGCAAUUUGUUUUUUUAAUAAAAAUAUGCAUGUAAGAGAUAUUUUUAUUGUAAGACAUAAUGAUGAAUUAGAAAGAAUAUCUUAA